AUGACAAAUGACAAACGCAAAAUAGUAUGCAGAAAAAGAGGACCACACCAAUCACAGAUAUUUCGUUUUGAUUUUUUGCAACGCGAAGCUGAACCAACACUUGUGGUUGUUGAAUGUGUAGCGAAGAAGUGGAGGAAGGAGUGGAUGCGUGGUAGUUGUCGAAGUGCUUUCUCUGCUCUACUCGUAUAAGAUAUUUCUUAUUCUUUUCUCGAAGUCAAGUUCAG
Molecule: messenger RNA, 224 nt
Organism: Loa loa (African eye worm)
Lineage: Eukaryota; Metazoa; Nematoda; Chromadorea; Rhabditida; Onchocercidae
Exons: 1
Coding region: 1-189 (62 amino acids)
Source: RefSeq, a predicted model, not a curated record